Messenger RNA from Pelmatolapia mariae (spotted tilapia), 555 nucleotides. RefSeq names its product gamma-crystallin M3-like. Gene Ontology annotation, molecular function: structural constituent of eye lens. The record is from RefSeq and is a predicted model, not a curated record. The coding region runs from base 1 to 555 and encodes 184 amino acids. Lineage: Eukaryota; Metazoa; Chordata; Actinopteri; Cichliformes; Cichlidae. The transcript has 3 exons. Gene Ontology annotation, biological process: visual perception; lens development in camera-type eye.
AUGAGCAACACUGGCAUGAGCAUGAGGGGCAAGAUCAUCUUCUACGAGGACAGGAACUUCCAGGGUCGCUCCUAUGAGUGCAUGAGCGACUGCUCUGACAUGACCUCCUACCUGAGCAGGUGUCACUCCUGCAGGGUGGAGAGUGGCUGCUUCAUGGUCUAUGACCGCCCCAACUACAUGGGAAACCAGUAUUUCAUGAGGAGGGGCGAGUACUCAGACUACAUGAGCAUGAUGGGCAUGUCAGACUGCAUCAGGUCUUGCCGUAUGAUCCCCAUGUACAGAGGCCAGUUCAGGAUGAGGAUCUAUGAGAGGGAGAACUUCGGUGGUCAGAUGUACGAGCUGAUGGACGACUGCGACAACAUCAUGGACCGCUACCGCAUGUCCGACUGCAUGUCCUGCAACGUGAUGGAUGGCCACUGGCUGAUGUACGAGCAGCCCCACUACAGAGGCAGGAUGAUGUACCUGAGGCCUGGAGAGUACAGGAGCUUCAGGGAGAUGGGAAUGAGCGGGAUGAGGUUCAUGAGCAUGAGGCGCAUCAUGGACUCCUGUUACUAA